Oryza sativa Japonica Group (Japanese rice) is the source of this 1803-nucleotide messenger RNA. RefSeq names its product ent-cassadiene hydroxylase-like. The record is from RefSeq and is a predicted model, not a curated record. NCBI's taxonomy places the organism in Eukaryota, Viridiplantae, Streptophyta, Magnoliopsida, Poales, Poaceae. Gene Ontology annotation, molecular function: monooxygenase activity; oxidoreductase activity, acting on paired donors, with incorporation or reduction of molecular oxygen; heme binding.
AUAUAUUUGCCUAUUUAUAUUGCAACUUCAAGCAACUUCAAGCAAGUGUAGAAGUCUAAAUCAACUUCAAGCUCCUCCCAUAUUGUGUCAUGGAGGACAAGCUGCCGCUGGCUCUGACCGUACUGUCAGUGUCCGUGCUCAUCGCCGUCGUCAUCUCCAAGCUGGUAUCAUAUGCCACCAAGCCAAGGCUCAACCUGCCGCCGGGGCCAUGGAAGCUGCCGGUGAUCGGCAGCCUCCACCACCUCGUGGGGAGCCACGCCAUCCACCGGUCGAUGCGCGCGCUCGCCGAGAAGCACGGGCGCCACCACCUCAUGCAGAUAUCGCUCGGCGAGGUGUUCGCCGUGGUCGUGUCGUCGCCGGAGGCGGCGGAGGAGAUCCUCAGGAACCAGGACGUCACGUUCGCCGACCGCUUCCUCAGCACCACCAUCGGGGUGAUCACCUUCGGCGGCAACGACAUGGCCUUCGCGCCCUACGGCGAGCGGUGGCGGCAGCUCCGGAAGCUGUGCACGCUGGAGCUCCUGUCCGCCGCGCGGGUGAGGUCGUUCCGGCGCAUCCGCGAGGAGGAGGUGGCGCGCCUGGUCCGGGACCUCGCCGCGUCCGCCGCCGCCGGCGAGGCCGUGAACCUGAGCGGCAGGAUCGCGAAGCUCAUCAACGACGUCGUCGUGAGGUGCUGCGUCGGCGGCCGGAGCGAGCACCGCGACGAGUUCCUCGACGCCCUCCGCACCGCGUUGGACCAGACGACAUGGCUCACCGUGGCCGACGUCUUCCCGUCGAGCAAGCUCGCGCGGAUGCUCGGCACGGCGCCGCGCAAGGCGCUCGCCAGCCGGAAGAAGAUAGAGCACAUCUUGGAGCAGAUCAUUCAAGAACGAAAGAGGAUCAUGGACAGGAGCAGCCAUGGCGGCGACGGCGACGGCGAGGCGAUGAACACGAGCGAGUGCUUCUUGGAUGUCCUGCUGAGGCUUCAGAAGGAUGGCAACACACCAAUCCCAAUUACUAACGAAGUCAUCGUCGUGCUUUUAUUUGACAUGUUUUCAGGGGGCAGCGAGACAUCAUCUUCCACAUUAAUCUGGACAAUGGCAGAACUCAUCAGAAAACCAAAAGUAAUGGCAAAGGCUCAUGUUGAAGUGCGGCAAGCUUUCCAAGGAAAGAACACCAUCACAGAGGAUGACGGUGUAAACGAGUUGACCUAUCUCAAAAUGGUGAUUAAGGAGUCAUUGAGGAUGCACUGCCCAGUGCCCCUUUUAGGCCCUCGUAAAUGCCGAGAGACAUGCAAAGUUAUGGGCUACGACAUACCGAAAGACACAACUGUAUUUGUGAAUGCAUGGGCAAUAUGCAGAGACCCAAAAUAUUGGGAUGAUGCCGAAGAGUUUCAACCAGAGAGGUUUGAGAACAAAAGUAUCGACUUUAAAGGAAGUAACUUUGAAUUCCUUCCAUUUGGAUCGGGCCGUAGAAUGUGUGCGGCUAUGAACCUUGGCAUUGCAAAUGUAGAGCUCCCCUUAGCUAGCCUUCUGUAUCAUUUUGAUUGGAAGUUGCCUGAUGGAAUGAUGCCUGAAGAUGUUGACAUGCAGGAUGCACCUGGAAUACUUGUAGGUAAACGCAGUAGCCUAAUUAUGUGCCCGGUUACACGUGUUGCUCCAAGCAACCCACAAGUGAUAGCAUCAUAGAUAACUCAUCCUUUGUGGUAGAUAAUAACUUGAACGGUUUGUACUGGUGUGUAAUCAAGUUUUGUAUCAAAUAAUUAAGGUGUAAUGGAAGACGGAUUUACAUAAUUUGGCUCCCAUGUAGACAAAGGGCAGAAGACCA